Messenger RNA from Alligator mississippiensis (American alligator), 2581 nucleotides. RefSeq names its product NADH:ubiquinone oxidoreductase complex assembly factor 7 (gene NDUFAF7). Gene Ontology annotation, cellular component: mitochondrion. Gene Ontology annotation, molecular function: protein-arginine omega-N symmetric methyltransferase activity. The coding region runs from base 16 to 1314 and encodes 432 amino acids. The record is from RefSeq and is a predicted model, not a curated record. NCBI's taxonomy places the organism in Eukaryota, Metazoa, Chordata, Crocodylia, Alligatoridae. Gene Ontology annotation, biological process: mitochondrial respiratory chain complex I assembly. The transcript has 9 exons.
GGGCGAGCGGCAGCCAUGAGCCUGGCGGUGGGCGCGGGGGGCCGCCUGCUCCGGGCCCUGCGGCGCGUGGCUGGGCAGCGUGCGGGCGGGUCGGGGCCGGGGUCGGGGCUGCUGCAGCGGCUGGCGCUCCGUAUCCGCACCGCGGGGCCCCUCUCGGUAGCCCAGUACAUGCGGGAGGCGCUUACCCACCCCGCGCAGGGUUACUACAUGCAUCAUGACAUGCUUGGAGAAAAGGGGGACUUUGUGACUUCACCUGAAAUAAGCCAGAUCUUUGGGGAGUUAAUAGGGAUAUGGUAUGUUAGUGAAUGGAUGGCCAUUGGCAAACCUAAAACUUUUCAACUUGUGGAAUUGGGCCCAGGUAGAGGCACUCUUACAGGUGAUAUUUUACGGGUCUUUCACCAGCUUGGCUCUUUACACAAUAAAUGUAAUGUUUCUAUUCAUCUGGUAGAAGUGAGCCCCAAAUUAAGUGAGAUCCAAGCACUGACCCUGACAGGGGAGAAAAUACAACCAGAAUCUGAUGAUACUUCCCCUGUCUACAUGAAAGGUACUAGUAAGACUGGAAUUCCAAUUUUCUGGUACAGAACCCUUCAAGAUGUGCCACAAGGUAACAGCUUUUAUUUAGCACAUGAAUUUUUUGAUGCUCUACCAAUACAUAAAUUCCAGAGAACAGAAAAAGGCUGGCGUGAAGUGUUGAUCGAUAUAGAUCCAGAAGUUCCAGAUAAGCUGCGGUUUGUUCUGGCACCAGCUGUCACCCCAGCUGCCAAAUAUUUUAUACAGGAUGAAGAACCAAGGGACCAUGUGGAAGUAUGUCCUGAUGCUGGUGUCCUCAUUCAGAAACUUGCUUGCCGCAUUGAAAAGGACGGAGGAGCUGCAUUGAUUGCUGAUUAUGGUCAUGAUGGAACCAAGACUGACACUUUCAGGGGUUUCCGCAAUCAUAAGCUUCACGAUGUUUUGAUAGCACCAGGUACUGCAGACUUGACGGCAGAUGUUGACUUCAGCUAUCUCCGAAGCAUGACCCAGGGAAGAGUAACCACCCUGGGGCCUAUAGCACAACAAGAAUUCUUAAAAAAUAUGGGCAUUGAUGUCCGGCUACAGGUACUGUUGCAGAAAUCACAUGAUGUGACAGUUCGUGAGCAGUUGAUUCGUGGCUACCAGAUGCUUACCGAUCCCAAGCAAAUGGGAGACCGUUUUUAUUUUUUUGCACUGCUGCCUCAUCAUAGACUUAAAAGUUCUGACAAGCAAGUGAAUCCAGGUCACGCAAAAUCUCCUGUCCCUGCACCUAUUGCUGGAUUUAGUGAACUGCUGUGGCAGUAAAUCCAAAAGUUCCUAUUCUUGAUAAAAUAGGAACGUUUUCCAUGCUAACCUAUUGAAAGAAUGAUAGUAAAAAGUCUGUCUUAUAUAUACAUACACACACACACACACACACACACACACACACACACACACACACAGAGGAUUAAGAAAAUAACUAUGGACUCUUCUUGCGAAAGUCACCGCCUUGCAUAAUUACAAAUGCUGUUAAGAUAUAUCCACAUAAGUCUGCCUUUGUGCUAAUCUGUAAACAUGAAAUCUCCCACUUUUCUGUCCUGCUUUCCCAGGCAGCUUUCUUGUUUAUUACCUCAGGUGUACCAGUACUUCCAUGAUGACUGCAGCCCUAAGAAAACUUAAAGGGUCAGACACAUGCCCCACCCCCACUUUCAUAAGUAUUUCCUGCCAGUCACAAGCAACUUUAUUUUCAGCCCUGCUAUUCACUGUUGUUACUGCGGCAUCCUGUAGCUUAAUCAGUUGGGAGGUAACUAGAGUGACCUGCCAGAAAUGGAGCAAGUUUUACACAAUAACAAACACACUAUAUAUACCCACUGGACAAAAAUGAAAAUGGGUUUCAGUGGAGUUUUACUCUUCAGAUUAAUUCUUGCUAGAAAGCUUAGAAAAGCACACUGUAAAAUUAAAGGUUACUAUUUCCUUUGGACAGUCCAGCAGCCAGCCAUGUUUUUUGGCAGCAGGCCAGAAUAGCCCAGCUCAUGUCCAGAGCAAGCCAGCACUGGACCUAGCCAUUGCCACUGCUUCCCCAUGCUGGCACAUCUAUGUGGAACACAGCACAGGUGAAUACCCUGCCACCUGGUUGCAACAUGGGCAACACCCCCUCUACAAACCACUCCUGAAGCUCCAGAUCUACAGGCCAGGUCUAAUGGCUCCAUGGGCCAGAUCCAGCCCAUAGGCUGUAGACUGCCAACCUCUCACCUACUGUACAGGUGAAAAAUGAGUGGUUGUAUACAACUACUUCUUUCUCUUCUGCUCCAUGGAAGAAGCAAGCUGACAGUACAGUCUGGGAACAGGAACAAGGAAUCUCUUCUUCCCAUUCUUAAUGCAGCUGCUCCAGAUAGGGAAGCACAAUUAUGGCCUGAAUUAAAGGGGAAAUAGUGAAGUAUAACAGGCUUCCUUUGUACAUCUAAUAAGUAUUUUAUGUUUUACCACUGCUUGUCACAUGCUGGGUUGCAUUCUCCCUUCAGUGUGCAUUGUUAUUGUUACAAUGAACAGGAAUUAUGUACAACCUGCAAUAAAGUAGGUAAAAUAGGUAAAA